Molecule: messenger RNA, 1441 nt
Organism: Cetraspora pellucida
Lineage: Eukaryota; Fungi; Glomeromycota; Glomeromycetes; Diversisporales; Gigasporaceae
Source: the annotation of a GenBank genome assembly
AAUGUUAGUAGCGGAAAUCAAGAUAUUGACAAUUUAAUUAAGGCAACACAUAAUAAUCAGCCUAAAUUCAGAUUAGAGUGGAUCCCGUUUGAGGACUUUACAGAUAUAAACCAAAUUGGAAAUGGUGGUUUUAGUGAAAUCUAUAUGGCCACAUGGACAAAAGGAUCUAUAAAAAGUUGGAGCAGUAUAGAAAAAAGUCAUAAUCGAAAUAAAAAUCAAACAGUUGCAUUAAAAGUCCUUAAGGAUUCUAAAAAUAUCAAUUCAGCAUUCUUAAAAGAGUUACAAAAUAUCGUUAAAAGCCAGCCCAAUUCUUACAUGCGCCGCAUUAUUCAAUGUUACGGAGUAUCACAGUUUCCAAAAACAAAUGAUUAUAUUUUUGUUAUGUCUUAUAUGUCUAAUGGAAGUCUAAAUGAUUUUUUAUCUAAAAAUUUUAAAGAUGUUACUUGGAGAAUGAAACGUGACUUUCUUAAGGAUAUUGCUACAGGCAUUAAAUGGAUUCAUAAAAAUAAAAUUGCACACCGUGAUAUACACGGUGGAAAUAUAUUAAUAGGCAAUUUGAAAAGCAAUGGUCCUGAUUCUAACACUUUAAUUGCUGAUUUAGGGUUUAGUCGACCAGCAAAAGAUGAUUUGGAAAGUUCAGAAUGUAAUAUAUAUGGAAUUAUGCCAUAUAUUGCACCUGAAGUUCUUAACAAAAAGCAAUAUUCAUUUAGUUCAGAUAUUUACAGUUUAGGAAUGAUUAUGUGGGAACUUACAAAAGCUGAAGAAAAACGACAAGAAUUACUUAAUGCCGGGAAACUCAUUGCUAAAUAUAUUCAUCCUCAUUCUAAAACUCACAGUCAAUUAUUAAAUCCUACUAUAGACUCCAUGCUUUUAGAUUUACUUCAAGGUUCUAAAUCUUUUAUAUUACGUCCCAUAGAUUCUUUUCAAAGCAUUAGCAGCGAUUCAUUUAAUAUUAUUUCUGAACACUUUAAAAACGCUAACUGUCUAAAUUCAACGAUAAACAUACCACCUUCAAAAAAACAUUCUAUCGAAUUUUUACUAGAUGAAAAUAAUUAUAAUGAAAUAAAACGAAGAAAACUAUCAGAUAGUGAUUUACAGUCAUAUGCAUUAUCAUUAAAUGAUGCCAUUUAUCAAAUUACCAUCCUGAGCAAUUUGAAUUUAAAUCAUGAUAAGCUAUGUUAUGAGGCGGGAAACGCUCUAUCUGAAGCUUUAUCUGAGAUAUUAAGCAAUAACAACACACUAACAAAUUUAAAUUUAGAAAACAAUUAUCUUGGUGACGAUGCAGUAAUGGCUCUAGCCAAAGCUCUGUAUAAAAACACUACUCUUAUGUGUUUAAAUUUAUAUAAUAAUCGAUUUGGCGGUAAAGCCAUAAAAACACUGGCUGAAGCUUUAUGCAAAAAUAUCACCUUAACUAAUUUAGAUUUAAGAUCGAAUAAUCUUG